This is a messenger RNA of Aspergillus homomorphus CBS 101889, 258 nucleotides long. RefSeq lists its product as uncharacterized. Lineage: Eukaryota; Fungi; Ascomycota; Eurotiomycetes; Eurotiales; Aspergillaceae. The coding region runs from base 1 to 258 and encodes 85 amino acids. The record is from RefSeq and is a predicted model, not a curated record. The transcript is spliced from 3 exons.
AUGCCACGCCGUCAUCGCCCCCAGCCAAGCACCCCUCCUGACCUUCCCCCCAUUCCAGAAGGCGCGUAUAAACAGGACUACUACCUUGCUCCAGACACCGUCUACUAUGUGAUGGACAAAGACUCCAUUGACUGGAGACGCGGAACAAUAAGCGAAAUGACACGAAGCACGGUUGAACACUUGGUAGUCGAUGAGGAAACCCAGGAAAUCGUCUACGUUCUCGUGCAGUACAUUCGCAGGCGCGCCGAGUGGGAUUGA